GAUGUCUGGAACGCCAUCUGAUUGGUGGCGCUUGUUACCAUGGUCCUGCGUAAAACAGAAGUUGUGAUUUAUUUACAGAGGCAAUUGCUUGCCUUUCCCACAUUUUCCUGCUAUCCUAAACAGCUUCAGCCUGUUGCUGGCGACGGUAACGUUACUUUAUGGCUUUCUUCGGGAUAACGAAUUUGGGCUAUCAAAACCCCAUCGGAGACAAUAUGUUAUUGGGUCCGAGAUCGUCUGCUUCUCCCGGUGAUGAGGUGGAUUCACGGAGCUGGGCUAAACAGUCAGGACUGCCCUCCAUCCAAGUCCAGAGGGGAACCCCAAAAUGCACUGAUACCGGCAGUAUCUACAACCAGCCUUCUCCCUUCAGCCCAGACAUACACCAAGGGAGCCAGGGGCGAUACAGAGAGAUGCUCAAACGGGUUCAGAUACCAAGAUCCCCGAAUCAGCUGUACUCCGUGCCCCUGACAGACAGCCAGCAGUGUGGAUGGUGGAUGUCUAAUGGAGGCCAAGGAAAGAUGCAUGAACCCUGGACCCAAGUCAGACGAUUCCCCCGCAAGAACAGUGAGAUGACCAAGUUUGUGAAAGAGAUGUCAAUGACGGACCGAGAGUUCAGCUUAUUCUGAUUUCCACUCCUGCAGUAACAUACACACACACAAUCCCAUCCAAAGACCUCUGGGACCUUUACACUGUAAGGACUAUUGUGGUUUAAUAAACUGAGACAUUUUCAUCAUA
Messenger RNA from Oncorhynchus mykiss (rainbow trout), 732 nucleotides. Its product is annotated as sperm microtubule inner protein 11. NCBI's taxonomy places the organism in Eukaryota, Metazoa, Chordata, Actinopteri, Salmoniformes, Salmonidae. The record is from RefSeq and is a predicted model, not a curated record.